Actinia tenebrosa (Australian red waratah sea anemone) is the source of this 1300-nucleotide messenger RNA. RefSeq names its product microfibril-associated glycoprotein 4. The record is from RefSeq and is a predicted model, not a curated record. NCBI's taxonomy places the organism in Eukaryota, Metazoa, Cnidaria, Anthozoa, Actiniaria, Actiniidae.
UGAUCUGAUGUGAUUUAUAUGUCAUAAAUAAGAUGCUUUAACAUCUCUUUGACGACACCGUACAAGAUGAAGAGCACUAUCUUGGCACUUGUAGUUCUCUUUCUAAGCAUUUUUUCUGCCGAAGGCGUGGGAAAAAACGUCAGGAAAAUCCAGAACAAACACGGCUGCCUUGUGCAGAAUUUCUAUCAUGGCGGACCUAAUAACUUCUUAGUCAUGAAAUACCUCCAAAUGAUGAACAAAAAGUUGAACUACUUGAUGAAAAGAGUCAAAUCAUGUGAAGGAGGAGGAGAAGGAGGAAAUAACUGCAAGAAAGUUCCCAAGAACUGUGCUGAGGUCCUCAAGUGUGGCGGCAAAAAGAGCGGUAUUUACAAAAUCAAGCCUGAUAGCAAAGCAGCAUUUAAGGUUUACUGCGACCAGAAAACUAACGGCGGUGGAUGGGUAGUAAUACAGAAACGCAAAGAUGGUUCAGUAAACUUCUUUCGAGGCUGGACUGACUACAAGAAUGGUUUUGGUGCCCUCAAAGGCGAGUUCUGGUUGGGAUUGGAUAAAAUCUUCCGACUGACUCACCAGACUCGUAACCGUCUUCGUGUAGAGCUGGAAGACACGAAGGGAAACACGGCUUACGCUGAGUACUCAUUCUUUGCUGUCUCGAGCGAGCCAAACAAAUACCGCUUGAGUCUUGGAACUUACUCAGGUACUGCAGGGGAUUCGUUGUCGGGUCACCGUAAUGCCCCCUUCAGCACCAAAGAUCGUGAUAAUGACGCACAUUCUAGUGGUAAUUGUGCAGUAAGUUACAAAGGUGCCUGGUGGUAUACUAGCUGUCACGGCUCUAACCUUAACGGCCUGUACCAUCACGGGGUGCACAAGUCCUAUGCUGACGGUGUUAACUGGAAAACAUGGAAAGGAUAUUACUUCUCUGCUAAAAGAGCAGAGAUGAAGAUAAGACCAGCGUGAGUUGCCUAGCAACCAGUGUGAGUUACCUAGCAACCAAUGAAUUGCCUAGCAACCAGUGGGAGAUGCAUAGCAACCAGUGUUCACAUUUAGUACAGGGUGUAAUAGUUAACUAUACUCCACUAAGAGUUAAAGCCAAGAUAAGUAAAUGUUGCCUAGCAACCACUGCCACUGCUCACAUUUUAUGGGGUUCCUGUGGUGUAAUUAAUACUAUUCCUGGAGACUAGUUUUUCGUGUAACGGUUUUGUAAAUGAAUAAACUUUUGCAUUUUGAUAUAAUCAGAUGAUAUCCAAGCACUAGAAUAUCGCAUAAUGAUUGCAAUCCUUUUAAUAAAGCAAAUUACAAAUUA